AGCAGACAGGUCCUUGUAAAACAGAGUCGCGGGAUACUUUGGAAAGAUAGGAGUGAACUAUUUAGACAGUAUUAUUAGCUGUGUAGGAGGAAAACCGAGGGUAGAGAAAAAAUAAGGUGUUUUUGCCUCCAAUAAAUAUUUUUUAUCAUCUGGGAAACAAAUAACAAAAAAAUAAAAAAAUAAAACAUUGUUUAACGCUAUAUAUUGAGAACGUGCUCUUUUGAAUAACCAUGAAGCAGAAUUUCAGUGUACCCGGAUUUCUGAGCAAACUGUGGGCUUUGGUGGAGGAUCAUUCAACAAAUGAUCUCAUUUGCUGGAGUCGAUGUUGAACAAGGCUUUCCUGUGAGAGCUGGCAGUGCAGUGGGCUAAUCCCCUGCCUUCUCUCUCUGAAGAUGGCAUUUCCAAUCCAGCUCCUGGAGGUGAGUUCCUGAGGUAAGCAGUGGUGUUGGUUGUAACUGAUAAUGUUGGUUGUGUUUCCACAGAUGGAGGGGAGGAUAAAGAUCUGACCCCCCCUGCCAGGGAGGAGAGUACAAUAACAUUAUUGAAUGCACACAAUAAGAAUCAUUUUUAAAGACUUGAAGUACUGCCUUCCUCUUUGGUCAGGUAGCAACACCCUCACCUUCCACUCUCUUCCCUGGCAGGGGGCCAGGCCCCCCAUUCAUCUUUGUCCUCCUCCCUCCCUAGGACAGGUCCUCUCCUCCUCCAUCUGUGGAAACACAACCAACAUCAUUGCUUCUCAGGAACUCCAGGAGCUGGAUUUGAACAGGCAUUUUCAGGGAGGAUAAGCCAUGGGAUUAGCCCACUGCGGCAGCAGCUCCCACUGGAAAACCUUGUUCCACACUGAUUAUAAGAACGGCUCCUGUUUCCUGGUGUCGAACGAGCUGCGUUUCUCCAAAGAGGUCCUCCCGCUGUACUUCAAACACAACAACAUGGCCAGCUUCGUCCGGCAGCUCAACAUGUACGGGUUCCACAAAGUGGUUCAUGUUGACAUGGGGCUGCCCCGGGAGCAGGAGGAGGUCAUCGAGUUCCAGCACCCCCACUUCCGCUGCGGAGAGACCCAGCUGCUGGGGAACAUCAGGAGGAAGGUAUCCAUCAGCAGGGGGGAGGAGGUCAAACUGAAGCAGCAGGAGAUGUCCAAAAUCCUGCUGGAAGUCAUGCAGGUCAAAGGUCGACAGCAAGUGGCUGAUUCCAAGCUUCUGGCCAUCAAACAAGAGAAUGAAACCCUGUGGAAUGAAGUUUCCUCUCUGAGACAGAAGCACCACCAGCAACACAAAAUCACUCGCAAGAUCAUUCACUUCAUCGCCAGCAUGGUGCAGUCCAAGAGCGUGUCAGGAAUCAAAAGGAAGCUGCCCUUAAUGCACAAUAGUUCCGGAAUUUACCACUCCAGCCCCAAAUACAGCCGUCCAAUCAGAAUUGAGUCGGAUCAGGAGCCCUCGGCUAUCCAGGGGAACCUGCAGAACAGCAGCGUGUACCCGGGGGGCGUGAUCAUCUCUGACAUCACACACGUGCUGGAGCGACGGGCAGUGGGGCCCUGGCAGGGAGAUCCCGGGCGCAGCGGAGCGUUCGAUGUUAACUGGAGACCCUCUGAGCCGGAGACCCUAUUGAAGCAGGAGAUUGACCACCUGGUGCCCAGUGCUGCCCCCUGUGCCCUCGCCCCCAGUGACCUCUACCACUCCCUGCUGGAGGAGAGCAGCACUGCAGGGCCCGAGGAGGCCUCUACAGAAUGGGGGGAGAUUGUGGACCACCUAGCCCAGAAGCACUGCUCUCUGUCCAGCUCGCCGCACGUCAACAUGGAGCUGCUGCAGGAUCUCUUAGCACCCUGCCCGGGACCCUCCUGUCUGGAAACGGCAAGGCCCUGGGACAUGAAACGACACAAGACGGCGCGGAAGGAGCCCGGCUGCUCACAGACACCGGAGGUCAAUGCAGAGAUGGUGCAGUACGAGGAGGACAUCCUGCCCUCGCUGCUGGAGCUGGCAGAGGAGGCCUUGGGCGCAGGGUGCUACCUCGGGGAGCUGCCCCAGGACCCCUUGAGCCACAGGCACCGCCUCUCCUGCAGCUAAACACCUAGCCAGGAGAGCGUGGGGAGACCCGGGGCUGAGCCCUCUGCACCCUGAGAGCACUGCUAGAGGACUUGCUUCUGCUCCGUGGAAGGGGAGAAGCAGAACUGUUCUAUUGUGGAGACCUCGAUUCACAUCUUGUGAGCAGGGCUGGGCUCAAUUCAGCCUUUUAUUCACUUCCAGUUCCUUUUGAAAAUACAUUCCCAAUUCCUUUGUAUCAAUUCCAAUUCCAAGUAAGGACCGGGAAUGGGAAUUGGAGAAUUAAUUUUAAAUGGAAUUGGAAUUUUUAUUAUUAUUUCUUCAUUGUUUUGUUAUUAAUCAGUUUUAUCAGGAUAUUGUUGACUGAGAAUAGACCCUGUAAUUAACAAUGUGUGCAGUUCGGGGUUAGGGCUUUGUGUUUUUACUGGGUAUGAGUGCACAUUAGCUCCAUCUUGUGGACAGUCGUUAUAAUGCAGUCUCACUGCAGCAGUGCAAAGAGCUUCAUGUGGUAAUACAGCCUGAAGAACAGUAACCGCACACAUCAAACUGGUUAUCCUGGGAUACUCUUAAACAAUGUGCUUGAUAAAUAAAGACUCAAAUAACCUCUUCUGGUCUUCACAGUUUGACCUCUGAAACACAAUUCAGACAGAAAAAAUAAACAUUAAAUGGGACAGAAAACUACGAGUCAGAAUAUUGUAGGUUGUGAACAGCUUCGUUUCACACAUCGCUGAGCUGCAUUGUGUUAGGAAUGUAUGGGCCUGCGGUUCUGAAGCACAAGAAGAAGUGACAGGCAGCAAGAUUAAAAAAAAAAAAUAAAAAAAAAGAAUUCUUGAGAUAAUUAACAAAGACUAAUUUUUAUAAAGGUAUAUACAUAUAAAUAUAAACACAUUUUUUUUUUUCUCAGUAUGGUCUGAGGGUUACUUAUAUUACAUGUUUCUUGCAGUAAAGAAUGAUUCUGUUUUUUAUAAGUGUGUUUAUGGGGAAGUGAAUAGUUAAGGUAAUUUCAGCGCGGUCUCUCUCUCACCUGACAGGUGUGCGGAGAGACACCUAGGGGCAAUGCGGGGAGUUUUUGGUUCACCUGGUGACCUACAUUUUAACCAAUAUGGGUGUCAUCAGAGAACGUGAAAGUUCAAAUGAUUACCGUCGAUUUGCUAACUAAUCUAGUUUUCUUAUUGUAUGACUUGAGUGCUCUUAUAAACAACAAAUGUGAAACUGCCCCGCCUGAUGAGCAGACAAGGGAAUGGUGUCAGAGAAACUCUGCAUUCAGCAUGUAGGCGCUCUGUAAAGAGACACAGCGGACUGUGGUACUCGCUGUCAGUGCUUUUCUGAUUCAUGUCCUCGCUGUCCCCUCAAGCGACUGCGAACCACAAAGAGCACUUCAAUUCAGUUUGUCAAUCAAAAAAAAAAAAAAGUUUGAAUUCUGAAGGCUGUGAUGUAAUGUUGAAAGUGUUCACGUUUUGGCUAUGUUUCAUACUGUGUAAAUGCAUUUUUAUGAUAUAAAAUAUAUAUAUGUAAGUGG
This is a messenger RNA of Acipenser ruthenus (sterlet), 3555 nucleotides long. RefSeq names its product heat shock factor protein 2-like. Bases 789 to 2060 code for a protein of 423 amino acids. Gene Ontology annotation, biological process: regulation of DNA-templated transcription. The record is from RefSeq and is a predicted model, not a curated record. Lineage: Eukaryota; Metazoa; Chordata; Actinopteri; Acipenseriformes; Acipenseridae. The transcript has 13 exons. Gene Ontology annotation, molecular function: DNA-binding transcription factor activity; sequence-specific DNA binding.